AUGAAUCCGGCCUUAGCAACAUCAUUUCGCGCUUCGAACUCAAGAUCAUCGGUGACUACCUCGCGUCGUACAUGUACAGUCUUGCACCAUGUUUGUUUUGUACUGGGCAACUUCAGGGAUACAACAAAGGUCCGGAAAGUUCCGUUUGCAAAGGGCGACAGUGGCGUUCCACUUGCUCGUGGUGAAAGGAUAGUUGUUCCUGUCCCUUUCAUAUUCGAGCCGGAACAGAAAAUUAAAAGGAAUGCUGUUGCUGAAUUUCCAAGAAGCGUGGUGCAAGGUGCUGGGAUGCUCCGUGCCGCUCCACAACGCCUGCGACCCUGCAAAAUAUCAGCCAUUUGUGUCACUGCACACCUAGUUUCACGAUGA
This is a messenger RNA of Marasmius oreades (fairy-ring Marasmius), 366 nucleotides long. RefSeq lists its product as uncharacterized. The transcript is spliced from 5 exons. The record is from RefSeq and is a predicted model, not a curated record. NCBI's taxonomy places the organism in Eukaryota, Fungi, Basidiomycota, Agaricomycetes, Agaricales, Marasmiaceae. Bases 1 to 366 code for a protein of 121 amino acids.